Messenger RNA from Perca fluviatilis (European perch), 7162 nucleotides. Its product is annotated as LIM and calponin homology domains-containing protein 1-like. Gene Ontology annotation, cellular component: stress fiber. Lineage: Eukaryota; Metazoa; Chordata; Actinopteri; Perciformes; Percidae. Gene Ontology annotation, biological process: regulation of focal adhesion assembly; positive regulation of stress fiber assembly. Gene Ontology annotation, molecular function: myosin II head/neck binding. Bases 319 to 5754 code for a protein of 1811 amino acids. The transcript is spliced from 31 exons. The record is from RefSeq and is a predicted model, not a curated record.
UAAAAUGCUCGGCAGCAGCCUCGCGCAGUUCGGCUGCGUACAAGAAUCAUUAUUUUUAGCGCCUGGCUCGUGUUGCAGCGUCGGGGUCGCGAGAAGCUCUUUUUCUCCAUCUCCGUGCCACUGUUUGAGCAGGACUCGUUGGGAGCACGAGAGAGCUACGCCACUCACUGACUGGUGCGUGAAGUUGCGGGGUGUAACGUUAGACGAUAGAAAGCGAGGAGGAGGAUAACGGACUGACAGAGCGGGGAGGGGAGCACCACCACCAACACAUCUUUCCACAUAUCACUAUCGGGUCCUAGUUAAACUGCCUGCCCGGAGAUGGCUAGCCCCGCAGCAGGUCGAGAUGUCCCGAAUGCUUCGCCGCAGGACGAGCAGGAACAUUCGGGGCCGAACCAUCCCGAACCAGCCUGCCUGGAGGCACAGAAAUGGAUAGAGGCUGUAACUGGGAAGAGCUUUGGAGACAAGGACUUCCGCAGUGGAUUGGAGAAUGGCAUCCUGUUAUGCGAGCUGCUGAGUGCAAUCAAACCAGGGCUGGUCAAGAAGAUCAACAGACUGCCCACCCCCAUCGCCGGGCUGGACAACCUGUCAGUCUUCCUGCGGGGCUGUGAGGAGUUGGGCCUGAAGGGCUCCCAGCUGUUUGACCCUGGGGACUUGCAAGACACUUCCAUACGAGCUAACCUAAAGGACUCUGACUGCAACCGUAAACUAAAAAAUGUGCUGAACACAGUGUUCUGGCUUGGGAAGGCUGCCAGUGGCUGCGCAUCCUACAGCGGACCUACUCUCAACCUCAAGGAGUUUGAAGGGCUUCUUGCUCAAAUGAAGUUGGAGAGUGACGAAGGAGGCGACAGUUCACAGAAGCGCAGUGUUAGAGACAGCGGCUACGACUGCUGGGACUCUGAGAGGAGUGAUUCACUCUCUCCACCACGACACACUCGCGACAACUCCCUAGAUAGUCUGGACUCCUUUGGCUCCCGCUCACAGCACAGCCCUUCUCCUGAUGUGGUGAAUCGAGGACACAGUGAUGGGCGAGGCAGCGACUCGGAGGCCGAUGCCCCCAGCAGGAGGCCAGAUGUGCGGAAGGAUGACAUGUUGGCCAGACGGACAGCCAGCAGUGAAUCAAGAAACUUGAUUCCCUUUAACCAGUUUCUUCCCAACCGAACCAAUGCAAGCUCCUACAUCCCGACACCACGGCGAAAACCACAUACAGAGGAAGGAGAGCAGCGGAGUCACCCUCAAGCCACUCCAGAGCAGUCCAAAAGAACUGGACAGCACCACAAAACUCCUAAAACUGUCACUUGGGCACCUGAGAACAAUGGGGAAAAACUAAAACUGGAAGAGGAGAAAGUGACCCAGGAAGUGUUGGAGCAGAAGAGGCUGCUGAUGUUGGAGAAGGCAGGGAUUAAAGUUCUGCCUGCUGUUGUUCGCUACAGCAGCCCUCCCACAAUGGAGGAACCGGAAGUGAGGUCACCAUCGCCAAACAUUAUCCUUCGCUGCGAUAACGACUUUUUGAGCUCUCACAAAUCUGUGUGGGACUCCUCCUCUGAUGUGGAAGAGGAGGCAGAGGUGCAAAAAGUCCCGGAUGUUCGUAGGGACGACCUGGCAUCCAGACGAGCUCAUCGCGGCCCCGUUGCUCCCAAGGUGCAUCAGUUUGUCCCUCCACCUGUAUGUAGCAACAGAGACAGAGAGCGCUGGGAAGGGAUUAGACGAGCCUCGCAGCAAACACUGCAGGAGAAGGAGAUCAGUGAGAAGGAAGCGGUUCCUGACAUCAUUACACGCAGAGACAACCCCUUCCUAAACUCCGCCUCUCGCCUCGAGGAAGAGGAGGAUGGGGAGGAAGAGGGAGAAGAGGGAAAAGUUAAGGCGACGCCUAAUAAGCAGAAGGAUGACCUGGCUCGUAGACGAGCUCAGAGUAAGCCCCUCCCUCAUAGGGAUGGACCAAUAAGCUUUGUUUCUGCCUCCAUGAGCCAGGCCGAUAUGCAGAAGUGGGAGAGACUCAAGAUGACUGAACCCAGUGAGGCUAGCCCGUCCCCUGUGUGUCAGGCUUGUCUGGAGAAAAAUUAUGGAAGUCCUUUCAGCAGAUCAGCAAAGGCUGGACGAGGUCACAGCAAAGUUGUGACCUUUGGGGGCGUGACUGAGAUCGAGCAGCCAGUAGACACAGUCACUUCAAGUGAAGGGGAGGAGACAGAGUUGCUAAGACGACUCCUUUCCAAGGCAACUGUAGCCAUGCCUACCAUUGGCCUGGGCUCCCAGCUUUCAGAGCGGGAACGCAGCCAGGAAAAUGGGCCUGACCUCAAUCAAUGCACCGCUCCGUCCGCUGACCUACCACCCUGCACCCCUGAAAUCCCUCUAACUCCUGCAGAGCUGGAUGCUUGUCUGGCUCAGUAUGAACGGAGAGCAGAGGAGGAGGAUGAGGAGGAAGUGGAGAGGAUCCCAGAUCUCCAGAAAGAUGACAUGAUGGCGAGGAGGACAGGAGUUUUCCAUAAACAAAGCACCUCUACAGUGACUUACAACAGUUUCCUGCCUCUGCCCAGCACCAAGCGCCACACACAAGAGGAGGUCACAACUGAUGCUGCUCCGUGGAACAAAAAGAAAGUGCAGGCAGACAGGAGCAAGAAACUGAACGUCAGAGUGGAGCAACAGCAGCCGCACCCUGACAAGACUGUAAUCCGAGCAACGUCUUACAGCGAACGUGAAUAUGAUGAGCAGGAGGAUGAGUAUGAUGAAAAUGAGCCUGUGCCUGACCUGGAGAAGGAUGAUAUGAUGGCUCGAAGGACCGGAUCAUUCCAAAAACCGAGUGCAGUCAGAACAAACCAGGCCAUCAACCAGUUCCUGCCAGUACCUGGAUCGGUUAAAUAUUCCAUUGCCCCAGUGUCUGCAAUGAAGGCACUACACAGAAAGCCUAAACUCAGAGAGAAGAUGGCUAGUGAAAGCAGCAUGGUUACCGUGGCAGCAGAACCUCAGGCACCGCUCUCCAAAGCACCAACCCUCCCUCAGUGUGCAGGGCUGAGGGAGAGGCAGGAGGAGGAUAGAAAGGAAGGAGACAUGAUAAUCUCUGUCACUGAUGUGUCUGAGCCCCUCUCCUCUCCAUCACUCACCCCUCCACCCAGUCCUGCUGCUGCCCAGACUCGUAAAGUGGAGACAGUGCUGGAAAAGCAGUGUGUGGAGGAAAGAGUUGAGAAAAAGGUAGAGGAGAGAAAGAGAGACGUGAACGAGCAACCACGAAAGAAACCCUUCUGGUUGGAUGACGAUGAUCUACCUCCCAUCAUGAUGAGCCGGCGAGUUGCUUUUAUGUCUGAGGAUACUGAGAGUGUGAGCAUGGGUGACAUGCUUAAUGAGGAAGAGGUUGGACACUUACCGCCACUGAGCCAAUCACGAUAUGAGCGCAUGCACGAGCAGUACAACAACUUUCAGGAAGAUGACGACCACUGGCAAAACGAAUUGGCUCGCUGGAAGAAUCGGCGUCGCAGCACGUCCCAGGAACUGAUCAAGAAAGAGGAAGAGAGGAAGAGGAUGGAGAAAAGGAUGAAAGAGGAGGGAAGUUACUGCAACAAGAGGAAAAGCAUUAAGACCUAUAAAGAGAUCGUGGAGGAGAAGGAGCGCAGAGAGGCUGAUUUGUGUGACGCCUACAGGAAUGCAGCGACUCCGGAGGAGGCCGCCAUGGUUUUACAGCGUUAUGCUCUUCGCUUCACCAUCAGUGAUGCAACACUGGACAGCCUAAAACUGCCCAGAUCCACUGCAAAUCCCAAACAGGACCUUGAUAAGGUGGAUACGGAGCACAAAACAACAUCACCUGUGAAUGAAACAUCAGAACCUCUGCACAAACCAGAACCACCUGUUAUAAAAGACCAGUGGCACACAGAGCCAGAAGAGAUGGAGACAAAUACAAUUGCUCAACAAGAGACAUCAGUUUCUGUCCCCUCCAGCUCCCCAACACCUGGCAACACCCUCAGCCCGGUCACAAACUCAGACCAUGUGCCACUUCAGUCACUAGAACUUAAUGAACCUCAAUCCAAACCGACAGAGUCUCCAACCAAACAACAAAUACAACCAAUUACAGGAGAUGCAAAGCCUCAAGCCAAACACACACCACCUCAUAUUGAACAGGUGCAGCCUCAUACCACACAGCCUGUACACACACUCCCCUCCCCUCCAUCUGUAUCCCCCAGACCCGUCCCCCUGCUGGCAGCCAAGCCCUACUGCCAGCCCAGGAACACAGUGUCUGGACACAAACCUGUCAAGAUGGACGGGUUGGUGCGAGUAAAUGGAGAGGUGACAGAAGACUUAUCUGUUUCUACUCCACCUACAUCUGCUCGCCACUCACCACCAGAGGUCAAAGAAGUUCCUUCCAAACAGACGGAGAAAGACGUUCCCUCCGUACAAUUGGAGAAAGAUGCUCCCUCCAAACAGAUGGAGAAAGAUGUUCCCUCCAUACAAACGGAGAAGGACGUUCCCUCCAUACAGGCAGAGAAAGACGUUCCCUCCGAGCAGAUGGAGAAAGAUGUUCCCUCCUUACAGACAGAGAAGGACGUUCCCUUCAAACAGAUGGAGAAAGACGUUCCCUCCGUACAGACAGAGAAGGACGUUCCCUUCAAACAGAUGGAGAAAGACGUUCCCUCCAAGUCUAUUGCGACCAAUCAGGAGACGGUAGAGCAGACGCCACCUCCAAAGACAGAAAGAUCGACCACGUCUUUAGGCUCUGCCAUCAGCUCCCUGAUUGGAGGCCGAAACUGUACCAUCACGACAACUAUUGUGACAGAGCUCACACAUGUGGAGCCACAUCACCCGGAUAUCCAAAGCAAUGGACAGGUUAAUGGUACUUCUGGGUUAUCUGGGAGUCCAGUGGGGGGGGGAAAGACUCCGCCAGCUACAUCACCAAACAGCAUGCAAGAAUAUUCUCCCACUGUCACAGAGGGACUUGAGGAGAGCAGUGUGACUAUUGAGACCCCCAUGUUGAACUUGGCUAAACGUGUUAAUCACUGGGUCUGGGACCCCAAUGAGGAACGCAAACGCCUGGAAAGUUGGCAACAGGAGCAGGAGCGCCUCCUACAGGAGCAAUACCAGAAAGAACAGGAAAAGCUGAAGAAUGAGUGGGAGAAAGCACAGCUAGAGGUGCAGGAGGAGGAGAGAAAACACAAUGAAGAGGAGAGAAGAAUCCUAGAGGAGACUGUAACACCCUUAAAUCCCACUGCCAUGUUAAACCAGCAUUCAGUCCAGACAGCGAAGACUUCAUCAGCUCCAGAAAACAAUGAGACAGAAAGAGGAAACGUUCCUCUACAGCAAAACGGCCAAAGAAGGGAAGGGAACGAGGAUCAACAUGCAUCCAAGCUGCAUUUUUUCCAGGAUUCUGCAUUGGAUGGUGAACAUUCAAAGAAACAGGAACUGUGGAAGACGGCCUCUCUGGACCGCAACCCUCAGUUAAACCAGCCACAUAUUGUUAAAAGGUCUGAGUCCCAUGAUGCUGUAACAGGCAAACAGCAGCCCUCCCCUUCAUCACCUCAGCCUCCCUCACCCAGCAGGUGUGUUAGUGGGAAGAGACUAUGUUCUGGUUGUUCUCAACCACUGGGAAAAGGAGCUGCCAUGAUCAUCGAUACACUGGGACUGUUCUUCCACAUACAGUGUUUCAAGUGUGGAGUGUGUGAUGGGCAGCUGGGUGACGCCUCUGCAGGGACUGAUGUACGGAUUCGUAAUGGACUGCUGAGCUGUCAUGAGUGCUAUAUUGCAUCUCGGGGCAGAGGUCAGCCCACCACACUAUGAUGACCUGCAUUUGAACUGGAACCUCCUCUGUAUUUGUCAGUGAUUGGAUGGAGAAGAAUUCCAGAACUGUAACUCCCAUUCUGGAAAACUCUUGGAAUCAUUGUCUUUUUCCUGAAAUGCACAAACUGCUUUAUGGAUGCCACUUUGAGCGAAAACUGGACUGACCUGGACUGAGUGACAAAACAUCACAUGCACAUACAGUACAGUGUGUGUGCUUAUUAUACACUUUAAGAUUUGUAAUAUGUGUAGCAUGGAUGUAAUUAAUAAAAUCAGUGUGUUUAGACCUUUGCACAUCCAUACUUAGCACAGUUAAGAUACUAGAAUAAGGAUCUGUUCUGUCACAAGCUUAACAUGUUACGCUAAAAGCUGAACCACUACACAUCAGUCUCAAAGUCUUGAUUCAUUAACUCCUGCUUCUGCUCUGAUGACUGAUGAUGGUUUGGGUUGGAUAACCUGAAGUAGCUCGACCUUUAUAAUGCCUUACUCAUCAUCAUACCUUCUAAUUCUUUUUGGGUUUUGUGUUUACAGUUUUGCAUGAAAGAACAACAUAUAUAAGUUAUUGCUCAGAUGGAGUAAUGUGAGCUUGACAUUCGUUGUUAUCGUCUCAACACCUAAACAUAACCUUCCCUCUUGUAUGUUGUACAUCAUCAUGAUAUUUUUGAUUUUUUUGGGGGAAUCUGGCUAACUUACUCAAGCUUUUUUCUUUAUAAUUCAUUAUACAGGAAUGAGAAUGCAUGUUAUUAAUUAUACACUUGUUGUUUUUUGGAUUUUUAAAUAUUUUCCCUUUAAAAUGUUUUUGCCAUUGUUAAUUCUCAUAGACUGACUGCAUCCAAAACAGUGCCUUAUGUAAUGAAUGCGAGGGCUAGUGUAUAGUGUAGGAGUAAUUCACACUCUCACAGACCUCUGGGUCUCAGCACAUGCGUGUAUGUUUGUGUGUGUGUGUGUGUGUGUGUGUGUGCGCGUGUGUGUGUGUGUGUGUGUGUGUGUGUGUGUGUGCGCGUGCGUGCGUGUAUGAAAUCAUACAUGUAUAGGUAUGUAUGCAAUGUGUGAUUUGACUUGAAGCACAGUUCCAUACCAGCAACAAACAUUUUAAAUGGAUCUCCAAAUCACCUGCUGUUCCCUUCCACCCACUCCCGUGAGAUAAACCAAUGACACAAAGUGAUUUGCUGCUUCCCUGUUAAUUAUUCCCCCUUAUAAUGACAGUUUCACAAUGUCCUAAAAUCUCUCCUCGUCUGCCUCUAUCACAAGUGUUGCCUCUCCAGAGUCUGAGCUGAAUGCCUUUCUCCUCUGUGUGUCAUUGCCUCUAUCUGAACACCUGACAGCGUCUUCAUCAGUCAGAGAAAUAGAGCGCUCAGUCAUUGUCUUUUAUAGCAAGUGUAUGUUUAUCAAUAAAAUAUUUUAAAUGGGA